CGUUGACAAGUGGAUCCAAGAUGGCGUAGAAAGUAAUGACAGGAUUUGGAUGAAGUAAUUGAUCACUAAAGAACUACAGUGCUGGUGAGAUGUGUAAGAAAUUAUAAAGAGCUCUGAUGGGCUAUUUGGGUGAUACCCAGUGCAGUGAACUGCAGGAUUUUUGUCCCUGAGUCAUGGAAGACAGAAGAGCUGAGAAGUCAUGUGAACAAGCGUGUGAAUCACUUAAGAGGCAGGACUAUGAAAUGGCCCUAAAGCACUGCACAGAGGCCCUUCUUUCUCUUGGCCAGUACUCCAUGGCCGAUUUCACAGGGCCAUGUCCACUGGAGAUAGAAAGCAUCAAAAUUGAGAGCCUUCUCUACAGAAUUGCCUCAUUUUUACAACUGAAAAACUAUGGGCAAGCUGAUGAAGACUGUAGACAUGUGCUGGGAGAAGGUCUCGCCAAGGGAGAUGGUGCCUUCCAGGCGGUGCUUUGUUGCAUGCAGCUGAAAGGAAAGCUCCAACCUGUAGCCAACAUUCUUGCCAAGUCACUGACAGGAGAGUCCCUGAAUGGGAUGGUAACAAAAGAUUUGACAAGAUUAAAAACACUUCUCACAGAAACUGAGACAGCAACUAGUCAUGUCCUCUCUGGAUGUCACCUGGAAGACUUCGAAGAGGGAUCUUGUAAUGGUUGGCAUUUCCGCCCACCACCUAGGGGAAUCACAAGCAGCGAGGAAUAUACUUUGUGUAAAAGAUUUUUAGAGCAAGGAAUCUGUAGGUAUGGUGCGCAGUGUACUUCAGCACAUUCCCAGGAAGAACUAGCAGAAUGGCAGAAAAGAUAUGCUUCACGGUUGAUAAAAUUGAAACAGCAAAAUGAGAAUAAACAGCUCUCAGGCAGUUACAUGGAAACCUUGAUAGAAAAGUGGAUGAAUUCAUUAUCUCCUGAGAAAGUGCUUAGUGAAUGUAUAGAAGGAGUAAAAGUAGAGCAUAAUCCAGAUCUGUCGGUUACUGUCAACACCAAAAAGUCUCACCAGACGUGGACCUUUGCUCUCACGUGUAAGCCUGCAAGAAUGCUGUAUCGCGUAGCAUUGCUUUACGAUGCGCAUCGUCCUCAUUUUAGUAUCAUUGCAAUAUCUGCCGGAGAUAGUACUACCCAGGUAUCACAAGAAGUCCCAGAAAACUGUCAAGAAUGGAUAGGAGGAAAGAUGGCCCAAAAUGGAUUAGAUCAUUACGUGUAUAAAGUCGGGAUAGCAUUUAACACAGAAAUAUUUGGAACUUUUCGCCAAACCAUAGUUUUCGACUUUGGAUUGGAACCAGUACUCAUGCAAAGAGUAAUGAUUGAUGCAGCUUCUACAGAAGAUCUUGAAUACCUGAUGCAUGCAAAACAACAGCUAGUAACCACAGCUAAGCGUUGGGAUUCUUCUUCUAAGACUAUUAUAGAUUUUGAACCUAAUGAAACUACUGAUUUGGAGAAGAGCCUUCUUAUCAGAUACCAAAUUCCUCUCUCUGCUGACCAGCUAUUUACCCAGUCCGUUUUAGACAAAUCAUUGACCAAGACCAACUAUCAGUCACGGUUGCAUGACCUUCUUUAUAUUGAGGAAAUAGCCCAGUAUAAAGAAGUCAGCAAGUUCAACCUUAAAGUGCAAUUGCAGAUUCUAGCAAGCUUCAUGCUCACUGGGGUUUCUGGAGGUGCAAAGUAUGCUCAGAAUGGACAACUUUUUGGUCGCUUUAAGCUUACUGAAACACUUUCUGAAGAUACUUUGGCUGGACGGCUGGUGAUGACCAAAGUCAAUGCUGUUUAUUUAUUACCAGUCCCUAAGGAGAACUUAGUACAGACCCAGGGAACCAAAGAGAAGGUUUAUGAAGCUACUAUUGAAGAAAAAACAAAAGAAUAUAUAUUUUUAAGGAUAUCCAGGGAAUGCUGUGAAGAACUUAAUCUUCGGCCUGAUUAUGACACACAGGUUGAACUUCAGUUUCAAUUAAAUCGAUUACCCCUCUGUGAAAUGCAUUAUGCGCUAGACAGGAUCAAGGACAAUGGGGUUUUAUUUCCAGACAUCACUAUGACUCCAACCAUACCUUGGAGUCCCAACAGACAGUGGGACGAACAGUUGGAUCCUCGACUAAAUGCAAAACAGAAAGAGGCUGUUCUGGCUAUUACAACUCCACUUUCAAUACAGCUGCCUCCUGUUCUCAUCAUUGGACCCUAUGGCACAGGCAAAACAUUCACUCUCGCUCAGGCCGUAAAGCACAUGCUCCAGCAGCAGGAGACGAGCAGGAUUCUCAUUUGCACCCAUUCUAAUAGUGCUGCUGAUCUCUACAUAAAGGAUUAUUUACAUCCAUAUGUAGAAGCAGGCAAUCCCCAGGCAAGACCUCUCAGGGUAUAUUUCAGAAAUCGCUGGGUAAAGACUGUUCACCCAGUUGUGCAUCAGUACUGUUUGAUCUCAAGCGCACAUUCCACCUUUCAGAUGCCACAGAAAGAAGAUAUUCUUAAACACCGAGUGGUGGUUGUUACAUUGAAUACUUCCCAGUACCUCUGUCAGUUGGACCUUGAACCUGGGUUUUUUACGCACAUUCUAUUAGAUGAAGCUGCCCAGGCCAUGGAGUGUGAAACCAUUAUGCCUCUAGCAUUAGCAACUAAAAACACUCGGAUUGUCUUGGCUGGUGACCACAUGCAGCUCAGUCCUUUUGUUUACAGCGAGUUUGCCAGGGAGAGAAACCUUCAUGUUUCAUUACUUGAUCGACUCUAUGAGCAUUAUCCUGCCGAGUUUCCAUGUAGGAUCCUCCUAUGUGAGAACUACCGCUCCCAUGAAGCUAUCAUCAAUUACACCUCCGAGCUCUUCUACGAGGGCAAACUGAUGGCCAGUGGAAAGCAACCAGCACACAAAGAUUUCUACCCACUAACUUUCUUUACAGCACGAGGGGAAGAUGUGCAAGAAAAAAAUAGCACAGCUUUUUAUAAUAAUGCAGAGGUAUUUGAAGUGGUGGAACGUGUGGAAGAGUUAAGAAGGAAGUGGCCAGUAGCGUGGGGGAAGUUAGAUGACGGCAGUAUCGGUGUGGUGACCCCGUAUGCUGAUCAAGUGUUUAGGAUACGUGCUGAACUUCGGAAAAAGAGAUUAUCUGAUGUUAAUGUAGAAAGAGUGCUAAAUGUUCAAGGAAAGCAAUUCAGAGUUUUGUUUCUUAGCACAGUACGUACAAGGCAUACUUGUAAACAUAAACAGACACCAAUUAAAAAGAAAGAGCAACUGCUGGAAGAUUCCACAGAGGACUUAGAUUAUGGUUUUUUAUCUAACUACAAACUUCUCAAUACUGCCAUCACAAGAGCACAAUCCCUGGUUGCCGUGGUGGGCGAUCCCAUUGCUCUGUGCUCUAUUGGAAGAUGCAGGAAAUUUUGGGAGCGGUUUAUUGCCCUGUGUCAUGAAAAUAAUAGCCUACAUGGAAUCACUUUUGAACAGAUCAAAGCUCAGCUAGAGGCUUUAGAACUAAAGAAGACAUACGUGUUGAAUCCACUGGCACCCGAAUUUAUCCCGCGGGCUCUAAGACUGCAGCAUUCAGGAAAUGCCAACAAGCUGCAGCAGUCACCUCCCAAGGGGAAAAGCCUUCAUCAUACCCAGAAUGAUCAUUUCCAGAAUGAUGGAAUUGUUCAGCCCAAUCCUUCCGUACUUAUUGGCAAUCCUAUUAGAGCAUAUACUCCUCCACCCCCUCUUGGACCUCACCCAAAUUUGGGGAAAUCUCCAAGCCCUGUUCAGAGAAUAGAUCCUCACACUGGGACAAGUAUUCUUUAUGUACCUGCUGUCUAUGGAGGGAAUGUAGUUAUGUCGGUGCCUUUACCUGUACCAUGGACAGGAUACCAGGGUAGGUUUGCCGUUGAUCCUCGAAUCAUUACACACCAAGCAGCAAUGGCCUACAACAUGAACCUCUUACAGACACAUGGACGGGGGUCUCCUAUACCGUAUGGCCUCGGGCAUCAUCCACCUGUCAGCAUAGGGCAACCACAAAACCAGCAUCAGGAGAAGGAUCAACAUGAGCAAAAUCGAAAUGGUAAAAGUGAUACAAAUAAUCCUGGACCUGAAAUUAAUAAGAUUCGAACACCAGAGAAGAAGCCUACAGAAUCAAAACAGAUUGAUUUGGAAUCAAAUCCACAGAGCAGAAGUCCUGAAUCACGUCCUGGUGUUGUUUAUCCCAAUACCAAAUUUCAUCGCAAAGAUAAUCUCAACCCAAGACACAUAAAUCUUCCUCCUCCUGCUCCCCAUGCUCAGUAUGCAAUCCCUAGUCGUCAUUUUCAUCCCCUUCCGCAGCUACCAAGACCACCAUUUCCAAUUCCGCAGCAGCACGCCUUGUUAAAUCAGCAGCAGAAUAAUUUGCCUGAACAACCCAAUCAAAUGCCCCCCCAACCAAAUCAGGUAGUACAGCAGCAGAAUCCGUUGAAUCAGCUGACUCAGCAGCCACCUCCUCGACUUUCUCCUGCCUAUCAGGGAGGACCCAGCAGUGCUUUUUUUAAUAAUGCAGUUUCUCAUCGACCACAGUCCCCUCCUGCAGAGGCUGUGAUUCCUGAGCAGCAGCCACCUCCCAUGCUGCAAGAAGGCCACAGUCCCCUGCGAGCCAUUGCACAGCCUGGCCCCAUUCUUCCUUCACAUCUGAAUAACUUCACUGAUGAGAACCCUCCAGGAUUGCCUAUAGGGGAGACUUUAGAUCGUAUGCAUGGGAGUGUAGCUUUGGAGACAUUAAGGCAGCAGCAAGUACGGUUACAGCAGUGGAACGAACAUCAUGCCUAUCUCAGCCAGGGCAGCAUUCCGUACCCACACCAUCACCAUCCUCAUCCUCACCUCCAGCAUCUUCCUCAGCCGCCAGUGAGAGCAGACUGGAAGCUUCCCAGCAGUGCCGAGGAUGAAGCCGAAACAGCAGACUCGAGGUUUCAAGACUUACUCAGAGAACUGUCGAAUCGUGAUCAAAGUGAAACGCGGGAACUAGCUGAAAUGCCACCACCUCAAUCAAGACUUUUGCAAUAUAGACAAAUUCAGACUAGGAGCCCACCAGCAGUCCCAUCUCCCCCAUCCAGUACAGACCACAGUAGCCACUUUUCUAACUUCAAUGACAACAGCAGAGACGUUGAAGUAGCCAACAACCCAGCAUUUCCACAGCGCCUGCCACCCCAGAUAUUCAGCUCGCCUUUCUCGUUGCCAUCGGAACACCUUGCCCCUCCUCCCCUGAAAUACCUGGCACCUGAUGGAGCAUGGACUUUUGCUAACUUACAACAGAAUCACCUAAUGGGGCCGGGUUUUCCCUAUGGCCUACCUCCAUUGCCUCACAGGCCACCGCAGAACCCUUUUGUACAGAUACAGAAUCACCAACAUGCUAUUGGUCAAGAGCCAUUUCACCCAUUGUCAUCUCGAACAGUAUCAUCUUCUUCGCUCCCCAGCUUAGAAGAGUAUGAACCCAGAGGGCCUGGUCGGCCCUUGUACCAAAGAAGAAUCUCAUCUAGCUCAGUCCAGCCUUGUUCUGAAGAAGUGAGCACUCCUCAAGACAGCCUUGCUCAGUGUAAAGAGCUUCAGGACCAUAAUAACCAAUCUUCUUUCAACUUUUCAUCCCCGGAGUCCUGGAUAAACACCUCACCUACCCCCUACCAGAACAUUCCGUGCAAUGGCUCCAGCAGGACAGCUCAGCCCAGAGAAUUGAUAGCUCCACCCAAGACCGUGAAACCCUCUGAGGAUCAACUGAAGUCCGAAAACCUUGAGGUGUCCAGUUCCUUCAACUAUAAGGUGCUGCAGCAUCUCGGCCAGUUCCCCCCCCUCCUGCCCAACAAGCAGAUCGCGGAGUCGGCCGCCAGCAGCAGCCCGCAGAGCUGUGGGGGCAGCAAGCCCGCCAUGUCCUACGCCAGCGCUCUGCGGGCGCCCCCCAAACCCCGGCCCCCACCCGAGCAAGCCAAGAAGAGCAGCGACCCUCUGUCCCUGUUCCAGGAACUUAGCCUGGGGAGCUCCUCGGGCAGCAAUGGCUUUUACUCCUAUUUUAAAUAAUCAGUUUUUUUUUUCCUCAAGGGAGAAUGUUUUAAUUUCUGUUUGUAUCAAUAGAAUUAAGAUAGUUGGACCUCAUCUAUAGAUGCACAGUUCCCUUUGUUUUAAUAUUAAGUAUGUUCUCACUUAAUGGCUUUGCUGCUAGACUUGCAACUAAUUUUUUAAAAGUAUAUUCCAUUAUUUUGCAUUUUUGACGUGAGUCGGAAUUUUGACAGCUUUUAUGUAGAAUAAAAAAUAUUUUUAAAUUUGUGUAUUGUUACAUAUGUUUGCAUCAAGCUAGCAGCUAAGAGGUUAAUUGUGCAACUAUAAAAAAAAGAAAAAAAGUUUGUCUAAAAUGUAUUUAAAAAGAAAAAAAGUUGUAAGUAGCAUUUACAUUUAUUCAAUAAUAUUACCAUAUGCUGGGUUUCUGUACCAGAAAUGGCCAGUUGAUGUACAAAUGUAUGUUAUUUUUGCUUAAAUUCAUUUAAAAUUUUUUAAAAUAAAGGGGCAGCAUCUUCUAAAUACUUUAAGUUUUAUCAGCUUUUUUUUUUUUUGUGACAAGAUGCUGCAUUCUAAAACUUUUAUAGUUUUAGACUGUUUGAUGUGCUGUUGUAAUCUCCAUCCACUGUAGGAUAGAGUUAAAGGCAUUCUUUGCAGGUGUAUUUUGUAUGCCAUUGUUUUUUAUAUAGUGAAAAAACAUUGGCAUACUUAGUUAUUUUUGGACAAGCUACACUUCAAGCUUGUUUUUAAUGUUAAUUUGAUAGUGUGGUUUUUUUUUAAACAAAUCAUGAAGCUGAAAAAUUUUUAGGAUUGUUGGUGCUUAGUAGACUUAAUAACUAUUUUAAAAAUGCGUGAAUUUAGUAAAAUCCUUUUUUCCCUCACUAUGCAUGUGUAAAUGUUUGUAAUCUGGCUCUCCCCACUCCAGUGGUAUCAAGAAUUGUGCCGCUUUAAGGUUUUAUUUUCCCCCCUCCAGUAAAAAUUUGGGUACCUUAUUUGAUGUUUACAUUACAAUGUGACAUUAUACAUGGCAAUUCAAAUGUUUUGCUAACUGUUUUGUUUGAGGAACACCAUUAAAGAAGAAAUACAAUGUUUGUCAAAGAUGUAUCAAAAUUCAUCAAAAUCUGGGGCAAAAAACUACCCUUGUUUUUCAUGUCUUUUGAUUCUUUGAAAAUAACCCCACUGAACUUGUACAAAAAUAUAAACUUUAAAUAGCUAUCUUAAAUAUUCUACGGUCUAAAAAUUGUUUUGAAUGAACUUUGGUAACAUCCAAAGGAAAACGUUUACCCUCUUAAAACUUGUGGUCUUGUAACACUUUUGAAGCGAUGCAUGUCCUUAUUGUUUUCCUGAUCUAGUCGUACUGCUUUUAUACUUCAGAAAUAUCUUGAAACUACAAUAUAACUUUUUUUUUUAAAAUAAGAUGAGGUUGGGAAACAUGGCGAGUGAACCAAUGGGUCCUGAUGACCCAUUCAAAAACAGUGUUUUGGAGGAUGACUUUUGAAAGGCCAUCCUCUUCAAACGCGUACAGCCUGUUUGCAGUAAGCUUUUAAAACGGGGUGGAAAAGUGGCAGGGGUAAAGAAAAACUACUUACAUCUCUUCUAUGACUGGAGUUUAGUUGCUAUUGGCCAGCCACAACCCCUGUAAUCCUCAGAUAACGUAGAAGAGAGUGCCUUUAGUUAAAGGUUACCAAGCUGCAGGACAAAUGAAGAGUGCCUCGUUUGAGUUCUGUCUCUGCUCAGAGCACAGUUCAUUUGUAUGUGGCUUCAUGUGUCAGGCUGCGGGUCUCUGUGGCAGGUGGCAGGUGUAGACCUGUAGACUGCAGACGUGCUAAUGGUUAGUAUAAAUCACAGUUAGAAAACGGAGCCAGCAAGUUACCGCACCACGUUUUCUCUGUAUGAUGUCAGCUCUCCAGUUAGCUAGCUAUGUCAGAUUUUACGCAACACACUUUAGUCACAAGAAAAGAAGAAUUUUGCCAUAUAGCUGUGUAUUUCCAAUUCUCUGACAAAACUCAAGACAUAGCCCAAAUGAAAACUAGAUCUCCCCUAUGUGAGGAUGUCUAUGAAAAAUAAUUUUCUUGUCAAUGGUGAUUCUCCCCCACCCCCCACAAAUAUACAGGACUGUAUAACACAAGCCAGAUAUAUGUUCAAAAGCAUGUUGAUAAUAUGAAGAUAGAACUGUCAUGUCAGGGUUAACCCCUUGUCAUGAAGUAAUUGCCUAAUUUUCUGUUUUCCAUACUUGAAUCUUUAAAAAGUAUCAGUUUUUAAAUUAUUUAUAUUUAUACUUAAAGAGGUCCUGUGCACACCCCACCACCUUAUAUAGAUACAUAAGUGAUGGAAGCUUUGGAUAAGGAAGCUGUUGUGAUAUCGCUGUUCUAAGCAGUUAUUUCUAAACAAACUAAAAGUAAUAGCUACGUAUUAGUCUCCUGCUCUGCUGUAAGUGUCUGAGUGUUCAUUUCCUUAUUGCUUCUACAGCCAGUCAGGGAUUCGAAUGUUUCCAUCUGAUACUCUUUUAGAUUCUGCUUUGAUUGCGUAUUUCCACUGCUAGCAAGCUUACUCUUUCUCAGCAAUACUUAAUGCCAUCUUUCCAACCGUGCUUUAAAUCUGUCAUUUAUGCAUAAUAUCUUAACCAGUUUUGAGCAAGUCUUACUGCAAAAAUCAUUGUAAGUUUCCAUUGAAAUGAGGUAUGGCUUCUGAGUACAGUUCAUGCUGUUUCGGUAUUAUUUGGGUAGUAUUCGCGAGUACCCACAAAUCAGACUUAUAAAACAACUUCUACACUAGGUUCAACCUUAGAGUUCAGAUGGAACUUUUUUCUUUUUUUUUUUUAAAGAAAACUUGGUGUUAGCUAUUGUAUGAUACCAAGUCUUACCAAUUUCCUUUUCUUCUAGAACAGAUUUAUUCUAAGUGAGGUUAAUCAUUCACAUGAUGUCUUUCUACUUCUUUGUUCUUUGUGUCACUCUGGUUUCCUUUUUUUUUUUUUUUUUUUUUUUUGCCAGAACGGUUUUUCAGUCAUUUCACUUUUUAAUUUCUUUUAGUGAUUUUCUUUUUUGACCUUAAAGAAAUUCUUUUGGGUGAUAGAAUGCAAGGUAGAGUAUUCGUGCUAACAUAUUUUUCCUGAUCGAAAAAUGAAUUUUUUGUUAAGAUUUGAACAGCCUCAUUCAGUGUAACAUGGAUCAUUUCUGGUGUGUUUUUAAAAGGGGUUUUAGUUGCCAUUUUGGCAUAUGCCUUGUCAACUUGUUAUAGCAGAACUUUGUUUUUGAUUAGUCAGUAGUUAAUUAUUGACCAUUUAAACUAACAUGACCUUAAUUUUCCUUUCCUCAGACAUGCUUUCUAUCUAGGUCAUUUUGUAUAUAUGAAAUAACAAACUGCUUUGUGGGUUUUUUUCCAACAGAGAUUCUAGAAUAAGUUCAGGUUUGGUAUAUACAUCAAUUGGUCUUUUCGGUUCACAGAAUUGCAGAAUAAGUAAAAUAAGCAGAAUUCCCACUGAAUAAGCAUUAGCUAAUUAAACACCGCAAUCUCCAAGACCUAUUUGUAAAAACAGUUUCCUUGUUUAUGGAAGCAUUGAAAUUGCUGAGAAAGCUCACUUAAUUUUCUAACUUUGAAGUAAUUAAUAGAUAGUACUAUCUUGGUCUCGUGUAGUUGAUUUUACACAUUUAAUAUUUUCCAUGAAUAUACAUCUCAAGAGCAAAGCUAUAAACAUAUAAGAAUGUAUCUCUAGGUACCUUGUCUAGAGAGAGCCACCUUGCCUAAAAGCCAGGUUGUGAAAAACAAUUUCAAGAUGAAUUUUAGAUUUCAACUAUUAUUGAGAAAAUAAGAUUUACUGGAAAAGUCGUUAAAAAAGAGACACCUGUUAUACUUAGCAUUGUUUCAUAUUGGAGUUGUUUUUAAAAAGGGAAUCCCAGAAAAAGUCUAUCAAAAAAAUACAAGACUGAAACUUUAAAUGUAUUGAAAGAUACAAAUUGCCGCCUUAAAAUGUUAGUUAGGCUACCAUUUGUUUUUCUUCCCGCUCCAGAAAGGUAGUAAUUUGUCUUUUAUGAUUUACCAGACAUUAUUUCUUGCUAACCAUUCCUUUAGCAUAUGAAAACCCUUCAUUUCUACCACCAUCCUAUGCGUCUUCCUAAAUCGCUCGUAAAUGUUUUAAUGGAUCUGAUUUUUCUCUCCCCUUUUUGUUAUCUGAUCCUCAAACUACCUAACAAUUAGAAAUAAUGGGUAAUAUUAUAGUCCGAACAUUUCUUGUUCAAAAGACCACUUUAGUGAUGUCCAUCACGUGACAGAGUAAGUGGCCUGUUAGUCUUUAAGCAGCUCAUUAUAUCAGGCUUCUCACAUUUUCUGUCUACUUGAGGUUGGAUAUUUACUUGCUGAGAUUUUACUAUAAAGCUGCUAAAUUCACACUUAACUACUUUCAUACAUGUUUAAUUAGCAACUUUAAGACCAUUGUUACAAGAAGUGACUUUUACUAACGUUUAACAUUCUUAUAAAACAUUCAGCAAAUGGCAUUGUUAUUUAGACGAUCAGAUUACACAGUUUAAAAGCAAAUUUUUAAUGUAACGUUUAAAAUUUUUGAAAUGAUUGAAAACAUCUACUUUGGAAUAAACUUUAAGGAAACAGUCACAGGAGUUUCUAAAUGUUUUUUUGAAGGGAGGUACCUAAUAGAAGAAUCUAGAUUUAGUAAUGUGGACUGUGGUUAAAUCCUAAACCCAGUUUGAAAAGUAGUCUAAAGCUUCUAAAACUGGAGUGUUAAGAAAACCUAGAGACAUUCAUAUAUUAUAGUUUCAGUAAUCAGAGUAUUAGACCAGACUUUAUUUGCAAUUUGUUCAACAGAGAGAUUUUAUUUUGAUACAAAUAUUAAGCAUAAAGCAUAGUAAGUUUUAUAUAAUUCUAUGAGUUCAUUAAACAAUAUUAUGGAACUUUCAUUAUGUUCUUGGGGAGUCUUUUUAGCUGUUUCUGCACCUCCUCUAUGAGGUCUCCUGUAUUUUAUUUUGCAUUCUAGCAUGUGUGACUGCCUGCCUUAGAACUAUGUGUAGGAGGGGAAAUCAGUAUUACUUUAAAAAAUGUUUGAUUUUUAGAAAUAAAUUUUUUCAUUAAUACUUUUUUUUGUUAUGUUUGAGAAAGUUAAGGGGAAGGGAUGGCAAAUUACAUAGGUUUCAACACAGUAGAAGUCACACAGUAGUGUCUAUUCACAGGUCUGUCCUGUUUUUCAGAUUUGAGAACUUUGAGCAGGAUAGAGCAGUGGUCUCAAGGUUAGGCAAGCAUCAGAAGUACCUGGAAGUCUUACUGGAAUACAGACUGCUGGACCCCAUCCCCAGAGUUUCUGGUUCCAGGCUGGAGCCCGGUCAUUUGCAUUUCCAACAUGUCCCCAGGUGAUGCUGAUGCCGCUGGUCCAGGGACCACAUUUCGAGAACCACUGGUCUAGAGAGACUGAAGUUCUUUUCAACCAAGCAUUUAUUUACUCGGUAUAAAAACCCAUGCUCUUGAGACAUUUUUAUAAUUCUGAUGCCAUGCGUGCAACAGUCAUGGAGAAAGCUCUGUGGAGUGACGAGCCCUGCUGAUUGGCUGCCACUCCGCUCCCAUUGCCCGCCUCCUUUAAGGUCUGUGGUACCCCUCCACAUGAGGGUGCAGGAGCUCUUUCAUUUCUGGGGUGACUUCGGAUUUGUGUACAUUGCAGCCUGGGCUUUGGUCUGGAAGCUGUGCGUAUGUUUGGUGUGCUUAGAGUCCGUCUUGAUAAUCUGUACACAUGGAGACGAGAAUUGUGGAAGGACGGGUGCCCUCAGAAUGUCACGAGGAUGCACUUCGCGUUGAUCGAGGCACUAAGUAGAGAAGGUGCUGCCUUAGGAUGGCAGUGACAUGGAGCAUUGAAAACAAUGGAUCGUCCCCAAAUAAUGUAUUUGUAGUUUUUAUGGGUUCUUUUUUUGGAUAGGGGAAGUGAGGGCAAAGGAUUUCUUUUCAAAUUAUGUGUUUCUCAGGUUAACAGAAUUAUUUUGGAUUCUCUGCCAUGUCAGCAGGUGUUGGGGAGGCUGAAGUGUUGUGUAUGGCAGAAAAUUGAUAAUUGUCUCUGAUUACUUUGCUACCUUAAAAAAAAUCUAUAUAUGUUUGCAAAACAGUCUAGGGGAAGCUACGGGCUACACAGCAUGAGUUAUUCCUAAACCAUAGGUGCGCACGUAUGAGCAAGUUAUUUUUGAGAAGGAAACUGUCUAUAAUAAACCUGACAGGUCUUUGGAUGUUUUAAAAUGUGUGUGUUAUUGUCCUUGUUGUUUGUGUCCCCCCCUGGACUGUAGGUUGAGGGGUAUUGGGCUCUGCCUCUGGUUUUUAGUUUGGCUUUGAAUUUACUGAGAUACUAGAAAGAGACAAAAUACUUCUAAGGUAACUGUAGGAUAACUUAGAUGUGAAGUCCCCAUGAUAAGCUCCAUAGAAGGCACAGCUUUGGAAUUCUUAACACAGUACUUCCCACUAGAAAGGCUGGAUGAGCUUCAAUGGGGAUUGCCUACAUUCGCACAGGUUACUCUAUCCAAUUCCAGCUCAUAGGGAGCUUUGGUUUAUUUACAUUUGCUUUGCACGCUGCCUUGUAUGCCAAGACCUCUCUCUAUCUUUCAGUAGAUCAGAGGACUCCUUUGUCCAGGGUGAAGUCCUAGCGUGUCAGUCACACCUGAGAAUGUCAUCCCCCCUCCCAUACAGAGGAAGGGUCCUGGAUUUUCAUGUAUCCAGACCAUGUCUUCUUCCUAUAAAUCCAUGUAUAUGACAUUGUACUGUAUCCGCUUUCUGUGCCAGUCAUCUGACCUGAUUCUUGGAAACCCAUGAAGGUACUGGUUAUAUGUAGUAGUUGUAUCCUAGGUAAAUAUGGUGAUUGAAAUACCUCUCCUCUAAAUUAUAAAGGUAAUGGGUUUUGUUUUGCAUUUUAUUAAACGGUCCUGUUAUUAGUAACAGCUUUUUUUUUUUUUAAUGCUUCAAAAACAGUUCUUAUCUAAACUUGUUCAGCUAACUUCAUAUGAUCCAUUACUUAGCGAAUUCAUACUCGGUCUUAUUUUGGCAAGUCUUCCAAAGGGAGGCUACGUAAACCUGAGAUGGUCAGUUUCCAUCUCUUAGAAGUACCAGCCGUGCAGCCAAUCUAAUUAUCAUAAUUUAUGGCAAAAUUAUAACAAAAAUUUUUUUCUUUGAAGUUAAUGAUACCUCAGGUGAGAGGUUCUAGUACCUAAAGAGUAAAAUAACCCAAAGCCACUCUCUAGGUUUUUUUUUUUUUUAUCAUUUUCUUUUUUAACUUAGUUCUGGAAUUGCUUUAGCCACUUUGGUUUCUUAGAACAAGUUUUCUUCAAUUUGGGGGUCUACAGUUCCUACAUUGUGAUCAUUGUCUCAGUGAAGUUCUUUUGUUUUAAAAGAUUCAUGGUAACACAAAAUGUAUUUUACUGCUACAACUAAAAUGUAUUUAUAA
Messenger RNA from Rhinolophus ferrumequinum (greater horseshoe bat), 13380 nucleotides. RefSeq names its product helicase with zinc finger (gene HELZ). The record is from RefSeq and is a predicted model, not a curated record. NCBI's taxonomy places the organism in Eukaryota, Metazoa, Chordata, Mammalia, Chiroptera, Rhinolophidae. Bases 174 to 5987 code for a protein of 1937 amino acids. The transcript has 33 exons. Gene Ontology annotation, cellular component: cytosol; P granule. Gene Ontology annotation, biological process: regulatory ncRNA-mediated post-transcriptional gene silencing. Gene Ontology annotation, molecular function: helicase activity; metal ion binding; ATP binding.